Ostrinia nubilalis (European corn borer) is the source of this 3217-nucleotide messenger RNA. Its product is annotated as putative inorganic phosphate cotransporter. Gene Ontology annotation, cellular component: membrane. Lineage: Eukaryota; Metazoa; Arthropoda; Insecta; Lepidoptera; Crambidae. Gene Ontology annotation, molecular function: transmembrane transporter activity. The transcript has 9 exons. Gene Ontology annotation, biological process: monoatomic anion transport; transmembrane transport. The record is from RefSeq and is a predicted model, not a curated record. The coding region runs from base 99 to 1631 and encodes 510 amino acids.
AGUCAGGCGCGCGCGCAACUCGCGAUCACGUCUCACGGUUCGCGCGGAUCCGCAGUGCGGGUAUUGUGUUCACUCGCGAUAAGUUCAAUUAAAACAAAAUGAAACUACACAUUAAAGCAUUCGAUGCCAUACCGGCGCGGCUUGUAGUGGGGAUCAUGAUGUUCUUCGCGUGCUGGGUCAACUACAUGAUGAGGGUCAACAUGAGCGUCAAUAUCAUCGCCAUGGUGCCCGACAACAAAAAUGCCACGUCAGUGAAAAGCCAGUGCGAGGCCAUCGUGACGAAUGACAGCGCCCUCUACAACGAGACGGCGUUCGUAGUGACACGCCGACCACGACAGCCUGAAAACGUGGUGACCUUCGACUGGACAGCUCAGGAGCAAGCCUACGUCUUGUCAGGCUACUUCUGGGGGUAUGCAGUCACCUGUCUGGUGGGGGGCACGGCGGCCGAGAUGUGGGGCCCUCGGAAGGUGGUCUUCAUCACCAUGCUGAUCACCUCCAUCCUGACAAUAUUGUCUCCACAAGCUGCUCGUCUCCACUACUUGGUGUUGGUCGCUGUCAGAAUUGUUAGCGGUCUUGCAUCAGGUUUCCUAUUCCCAGCUCUUCACGCAUUAGUGGCGCAUUGGGCACCCCCUCAAGAGAAGGGCAAAUUCGUGAGCGCUCUGCUGGGAGGGGCCAUCGGGACCGUUGUCACGUGGUCCCUCACUGGCCCUCUCAUCGAGAAAUUUGGCUGGGACUAUGCGUUUUACAUACCAGGAAUUAUAUCUACAGUUUGGUGCCUGCUGUGGCUCGUACUGGUGUAUGAUUCACCCGUGAAACACCCCCGCAUUUCGGACAGCGAAAAGAAAUACAUUCUGGAAGCUUUAGGUGACAAAGUCCAUCAAAGCGCAAAAGACACAAAGAUCGUGCCGCCAUUCAAAAGCAUCUUCACCUCUCUUCCGUUCCUGGCCAUGGUGAUUCUGCACUAUGGCAGCAACUGGGGGCUAUACUUCGUGAUGACAGCAGCCCCUAAAUUCGUCUCCAGUGCCCUUGGCUUCAACCUGACUUCCACUGGCACUCUAUCUUCGCUGCCAUAUCUUGCUAGGAUGAUUUUCUCUCUAACUUUUGGUGCUAUUGGAGAUAGGAUCGUGAAACAGAACGUAGUCUCCACGACAUUCAUGAGGAAAUUCUUCUGUCUGUUCUCUCACGUGGUGCCUGGCUUGCUGCUCAUUGCAUUAGGCUACACGGGCUGCGCGCCGAUCCUCUCCAUAGUCCUCAUCACCUUCUCCAUGGGGUCCAAUGGCGCUGCCACGCUCACCAACUUGGUGAACCACCAGGACUUGGCGCCAAACUUCGCGGGAACUCUGUACGGAAUCGCCAAUGGCAUCGGCAACACUGCUGGAUUCGUUACUCCAUUAGUGACAGCUCACUUCACGAAGGAUGGCAACGGGUUUGCGGAGUGGCGGCCGGUAUUCAUAACGGGGGCUUCGCUGUACAUCGCUUCGGCCGUGUACUUCAUUCUGUUCGGGACUGGUGAGACCCAGAGUUGGAACUACGUAGCUCCCGUGGAGGAAGAGCGGGACAAGAGGCCUAGCGCUAACUCCACUAACUCUACCGACACCGCCGUCACCGUGACGAUCCCCGUCAAAACAUAGAAAUUGGACAAGUCUAGUGUUAGAAUACCAAUGUUUUUUUAUUUAUUCUUGCCAAAAAUUAACGGCAACAGAUGACACGUGUUGAAGGAGAGACGAAUAAAUAGUUAAAUAUAGAAGUAUUGUGUUGAUUAACGGUACUAAAAGUAAUUAAUUUUUAAGUCGUUCAUGACGUUAUUGUUAAGCUAUUUUGUAAAAAUAUUAUCUGAAUUAUUUAUAGUUUGUUUUCCAUUCAGAAGUACCUAAUGUAAAACUUUCCAUGAGUAUUAUUGCCAUAGCUAAUACGGUUGCGAAUGGUUACGAAAUGUAUUGUUGGUAUGGGUUGAAAUACAAAUGGUACAAUAAACGAUUUACAUAAGUAUUCAUCGGAUGUUAAAGUGUCGACAUUUCAACGGCAGCUCCAACUGGGUUACUCGUUGUCGGUUAAGUUGGGUAAUGUGGUACUUGUCACGUGCGAUAGCUGUCAUAAUUGUAUUUCGUAGUAGACGUCUCUUUUUAUUGAUUGAAUAUUUCCACGAUAUUUUUACUUAUGAAAAAAUCAAAAUUUUUAUGAAAAUACGUGAACUAUUUACAUGUUAUUAGCGUCUAGUUUAAGUUAAAUUAACCGUAUUUGUAAUGUAUUUAUUUUAUUACAAUAAAUAAAGACAAAGUAAAGACAUUAUAAAGCCUAGAUUGUUAUGGAAUAAGAAUGAUGGGCUCUGAAUUAAGUAACUAACACACCGUGCGGUACGGUUGAUCUCAAUUUUACCGUUACACUGUCCUGUCAUGUAAUUCACGAGAAGUUACUCGUAGGUACCUAUCGUACGAAUAAAUAGAAUGGAAAUUCCUUGGAAAAUAGAAUAUUUUCACGGAAAAUCUCGUAGUUAUAAAAUUGAAACAGAAAAUAAGUUUUUAUACUUAUGUAGUCCACGUAACUUUUAUUCAUACGAUCGAUAGGUAUUAGGUAGGUAGAUCUUUGAAUCACAUGAUAGGACAGACUGUUUAAGUUUCUGUAUAUGAUAGGACAGUGUGUUAAUAAAGGUUGGACCGCAUUUGCGCGGCACUGCACGGCGCGACACAAAGCGUCAAAUUAUUCUUUCAGUCAUUUUGUAUGGAGUAUGUCGCAUUAGGGAGCAGCACAGUUGCUUACGAGAUAAAUUUUUUUGACGAGCAGUGCAGUGCUGCGUAGCGCCGCGCAAAUGCGAUCCGACCUUUAGUUCGCAGCAACAUGCCUGUAUUAAAAUUUUUGUUUCUUCAAUGAUUCUAAAUCAUUUACACAAGUAUUAUUUAAAACAGAUAUUUAAAAUCAUACAGGUUGUAUGUUAUUAGAUUAAGCAAAAAAUAUAUUAAUGAUGUAGGAUUUGUACCAAUAUUGAUUAAGAGAAUAAAAAAAAAUUAUAUCUAGAACUCUAGGUACAUUUUAGCCCAUUUAUUUGGUAGACUUAGAUUUUUGUUAUUUCAAUGUCAAUGUUUUAUCAAAAAAUCGGGCUCGAUAUUAUAUGUUAUUAAGAUUUUUAAAUACCUACAUCAUAGAAAUAAGUUUAAACGUUGAGUUUUUAAGACUGUGAUGAAUUUGUGCUCAGUGCGUGAAUAAUAUACAUUUAUAUUGA